AUGGCGCCCCGAACUCUCCUCCUGCUGCUCUUGGGGACCCAGGCCCUGACCGAGACCUGGGCAGGCUCCCACUCCUUCAGUUAUUGCCACACCGCCGUGUCCCGGCCCGGCCGCGGGGAGCCCCGGUACCUCGAAGUUGGCUAUGUGGACGACACGCAGUUCGUGCUGUUCGACAGCGACGCCGCGAGUCCAAGGAUGGAGCCGAAGGUGCCGUGGGUGGAGCAGGAGGAGCCGGAGUAUUGGGAACUGCACACAGAGCACGCCAAGGCCCACACACGGCUUUUCCGAGUGUGGCUGCGGACCCUGCUCCGCUACUACAACCAGAGCGAGGCCGGGUCUCACACCGUCCAGUGGACGUAUAGCAGCGAAGUGGGGCCAGAUGGGCGCUUUCUCCGCGGGUAUCACCGGUAUGCCUACGAUGGCGAGGAUUACAUCGCCCUGAAUGAGGACCUGAGCUCCUGGACUGCGAUGAACCCCGUGGCUCAGAUCACCGAGCGCAAGUGGAACUCUGACGAGACAUUUGCCCAGCAACACGGGGCCUACCUGAAGGUCACGUGCGUGGAGUUGAUCCGCAGACACCUGGAGAAAGGGAAGGAGACGCUGCAGCGCCAGGAUCCUCCAAAGACACAUGUGACCCAUCACCCUAUCUCCGAUCAUGAGGCCACCCUGAGGUGCUGGGCCCUGGGUUUCUACCCUGCAGAGAUCACACUGACCUGGCAGAGGGAUGGGGAGGACCAAACUCAGGACAUGGAUCUUGUGGACACCAGACCUGCAGGGGAUGGAACUUUCCAGAAGUGGGCAGCUGUGGUGGUGCCUUCUGGAGAGGAGCAGAGAUACACCUGCCAUGUGCAGCACAAGGGGUUGCGUGAGCCCCUCACCCUGAGAUGGGAGCUGUCUCCCCAACCUGCCAUCCCCAUCGUGGGCAUCGUUGCUGGCCUGGUUGUCCUUGGAGCUGUGGUCACUGGAGCUGUGGUCACUGCUGUGAUGUGGAGGAAGAAACCAGGUAGGGAAGGGGUGAGGGGAGGGAGCUACUCUCAGGCUGCAAGUAAUGACAGUGCCCAGGGCUCUGAUGUGUCUCAUUUUUUCUGUAGUGUGAAACAGCUGCCGUGUGUGGGACUGAGAGGCAAGAUUUGCUCAUGCCUCCCUUUUGUGACUUCAAGAACCCUGACUUCUGUUUCUGCAAAGAUGUUCUAA
This is a messenger RNA of Chlorocebus sabaeus (green monkey), 1194 nucleotides long. The record is from RefSeq and is a predicted model, not a curated record. Lineage: Eukaryota; Metazoa; Chordata; Mammalia; Primates; Cercopithecidae.